Molecule: messenger RNA, 987 nt
Organism: Balaenoptera acutorostrata (minke whale)
Lineage: Eukaryota; Metazoa; Chordata; Mammalia; Artiodactyla; Balaenopteridae
Gene: NFAM1
Product: NFAT activating protein with ITAM motif 1
Exons: 6
Coding region: 1-795 (264 amino acids)
Biological process (GO): positive regulation of B cell receptor signaling pathway; positive regulation of cytokine production; B cell receptor signaling pathway
Cellular component (GO): membrane raft
Molecular function (GO): transmembrane signaling receptor activity
Source: RefSeq, a predicted model, not a curated record
AUGGAGAGCGGGCCUCCUUGGUGGCGGGCCCCGCCGGGCCGCAUCCCAGCCCCCCGGCUCCCGGGCUUGUUCCUGCUCUCCUGGACCCUGCAGCUCGCAGGCACAGGAGGGCAGUCGGUGACCCACACCGGCCUCCCCAUUGUGGUCUCUCUGGCCAACAAGGCCGUUUCCUUCAGCUGCAGGAUUACCUACCCAUACACCCCCAAGUUCAAGGACUUCACAGUCAGCUACUUUCAUGUGGACCUCCAGGGCCAGAGGAGCUCUGAGGAGAAGACCAGCUGCAAACCUGGUCCAGGCAGAGAGAACCAGACCAACACCAAAGAGUGUCAGAUCACCCCCAAGCUGCCUGGCGUAUCUGCCACUGGCACCUACUACUGCUCCGUCCGCUGGCCGGACUCCACGGUGACAGGCAACGGCACCUUCAUCCUGGUCAGAGGCACAGGGUACCGAGAGCCCCCGCAGGGCCCCCAGAAGCUCCUGCUUGUGUGCUUCAUCGGCAUCCUGACUGUCCUGAGCAUCCUGGCCACGGCCCUGCUGCUCUGGAAGAAGAGACAGAUGCAGGCUCCACGGAAGCACACUGCCCAGAAGUGCCUGGGCCCCAGCGCUGCCAGCAGCCGGGAGCAGCCUCCCUCCGAAUCCAUCUACACAGACCUGCAGCGCCGAGAGACCGAGGUCUACGACUGCAUCCAGAGUGAGGCCAGCAGCCCGCCCUCCCCCCAGGACCUGCUCUCCCAGGAGAAACAACAUAGAUUUGAGGGUGACAGUGAAUUUAACCUGGUCUAUGAAAAUCUCUAGGACAAGCUCUGCCUGCCCAUGGGUCUUGCCCUGGAGAGGCCCUGGGGCAGCCUGUCCCUCCAAAGGACUUGAUCUGUACCAGGAGCGAGGCCCCAGGGGCGCCCCAUCACCUCACACCCACAUUUAAGAGGGUGCCCUCUUGCCUUGGCUGGCCCCGCCCCCCGUUCUGCAGCCCGGCCACACCCACCGAGU